Messenger RNA from Salvelinus sp. IW2-2015, 1939 nucleotides. Its product is annotated as ankyrin repeat and protein kinase domain-containing protein 1-like. NCBI's taxonomy places the organism in Eukaryota, Metazoa, Chordata, Actinopteri, Salmoniformes, Salmonidae. Gene Ontology annotation, molecular function: protein binding. The record is from RefSeq and is a predicted model, not a curated record. Gene Ontology annotation, biological process: protein localization to ciliary inversin compartment. Gene Ontology annotation, cellular component: ciliary inversin compartment.
AGACAUUGUUCGAAAGACAGAAGCUCUGAGCGACGUCCUGGGAAUAGGUGGACGUAGCAACGGGGAUAAGACACACAAACCUGAUUAUACCAUGCUGUCGCCGAGCUUCAGAAGAAAAUCCACAUGCUCACUCGCCAACCCUCCAGACAUGGGCAACACCAGGGAUGACAUUCUCAAUAUUCUAUCAAGGAAAGACUUUGAAAACUUCAGACAGGCCCUUAGGAAGGAGCAUGUGUCUAUGCUCUUCAAAGACAACAACACUCUUCUCCACUACACAGUGGUUAGUGGUGACACAGAGAGUGUGAAGCAUGUCUUGAGUCUUGGUGCGGAGGUAAACUCACAGAGCGUCAGAGGAUACACCCCUCUCAUUGUGGCUGUGCUCCACAAGUUCCACGAGAUAUGCUCCUUGCUGACGGAGCACGAGGCAGACGUUAAACUUGGAGAUGGGGACCAGUGGACUCCUCUGCACUUUGCCGCUCAAAGCGACGACAGCAGAGUUGUCCGUCUGCUACUGGACAGUGGCGCCCAGCCUAGCGUUAAGGAGAAAGCCGGGUGGACGCCGCUUCACCUGGCCACUCAGAACGGCCACGAGAACGUCGUGCGUCUCCUCCUGACGCGGAUGGGGAGCGCCGACGAGCACGAGGAGGUCCACGGGAGGACGGCGCUCCACGUGGCGAGUGUGUACGGCCACCUCGCCAUCGCCAAGCUCCUGCUCAGUAAGGGAGUUGACCCCAACGGGACGGAUCACUCCCUGACCACCGCUCUACACCUGGCAGCCGAGGAGGGCCACAACAGGGUAGCCAGGCAGCUGGUGACAGCUGGCGCCGAUGUCAACUCCCUGGACAGCCGGCACUACACCCCAUUACACUUCGCCGCCCUCAAGGGACACACGGGCAUCUGCAGGCUACUGUUGGGCAACGGGGCGAAUCCCGACCCCAGGACCCUCCAGGGUUGGACGCCCAUGCACUUGGCGGCGCUGAAGGGCCACGCGACCACCGUGCUGGAACUAGAAGCCCACCAGGGCUCUAUGGACCUGCCAGGAAAGGGUGGCUGGACACCCCUCCACUUGGCCUGCCACCACGGGCAAGAGGAAGUGGUGUCCAAGCUGCUGUCGGCCAAGGCCAAUCCCGACAUGGCAGAGGAUAGCGGCUGGACGGCGCUCCACUUGGCGUGUAACGGCGGCCUUUUCCCCAGUGUGCUCCAGCUCAUCUCGCAUCGGGCCAACGUCAACGCUCUGAACAAGAGCCAGGCCACCCCAUUACAUCUGGCUGCCCAGAACGGCAGUGUUCCCAUUAUCAAAGCCCUGCUAAUGAACGGGGCAGAGAGGAGUAGUAAGGACUCGACAGGCUGCACAGCCCUAUCCCUGGCCAGGAAGUGUCAGAAAGAGGAGGUAGUGCAGCUACUGGAGGACAGUUAGUGAGCCUUUCACACUACUGUGCCGAACCGAGCCGCACCAUACCAAGCUGAACCGAGCCGAGCCAAACAAAGCUGUACUGAGCUGGUCUGGUUACAUAUCCACCAUUGUUGCUGGAACUGUGCUAAAAAAUUGUAAUGUGAGAAUAAACUAUCCGAGCCAGUACAAUUUGUUUCGGGUUGGCAAGAUAGUGUAAAAAGGGUACUAGAAAGCCAACAACGGCAUGUUGAACGAUAACUCUGGACAGGGUAACACUGAUGUCAGGCUUAGUGACUAAGAAGUACAGUACAUCACUGUUGGGAAAAGUGUAUUGAUACUCUAUUGAUUUAUGUCUCUACGGUGUCUACGCUGUAAUUAGGAAUGUUAUUCUGAAUGCUCAAUAUUAUAUUACAUUGUUAUGUUAAUUUAAAUUGUUUAAUUAUUUUUUUCCAGUGGUCAAGGAUGACCUUACUGUCUGUUGUCGACAUCUAUAAAUAUGUAAUUAUGACUCUGACCAUGAGUGGAUUAUAAAAUAACUUUUCAUUA